Molecule: messenger RNA, 2475 nt
Organism: Rhizoctonia solani
Lineage: Eukaryota; Fungi; Basidiomycota; Agaricomycetes; Cantharellales; Ceratobasidiaceae
Product: Hydrocephalus-inducing protein
Exons: 11
Coding region: 1-2475 (824 amino acids)
Source: RefSeq, a predicted model, not a curated record
AUGUCGUCUAACCAAAACAUUGCAUCCUCUAGUGCCGCCUUUGUCACUUCAGCUUCGAGGGACGCCGCGACGUUGAGGCGCGUCAGUCCGAUGAGGCAUUCGGCGCUGUUUGAAGAGCUUGUGCAAGGCAUUGCAAGCACUAGGAAUGUGUUUGUCAUGUCGGGUGACGCGGCGAUGGCUGGAAGUGGACUCGCUACGGCUGAAGGGGGCUCUGGCAAUAGCUACUGGGACAUGAUCAGAAACGCAACCCAGGACGUCAUGAAUCUGUCUGAGGAUCAACUUGCCAGAUACAAUCGUGUCAUGGCCCUUCGAAGAAUUGAGGCGCGCUCAGCCAAUCGCAACAGGUACAUUGACUAUCUGGAGCGACUUGCUGGCGCCAACAGUCUCGCCGGAUGCGUGACCGCGAGCAUUGACGGCCUUGAAGGUAGAUGGUCUGCCAACGUGGCCGCAAAGGUUACCGGUCUUUAUGGAGACAACAGUCGUCUCCGUUGCUUGACAUCCUCGUGUCAAGGUCUGGGUGAGGCCGCAACCAAGAAACUCGACGACGUUUUCACCAACCCGCCUAAUCUCAAGCCAAGUGGGGAUGAUCCGCGAAUCUGCCAAGACUGCACAAGAAAAAACCUCAAGAAUAAUAAGCUGCGUCGAAGCGGAAACGACAAAACUCGAUCAUUGCGGCCAAGUGUUCAGUCCCGCGUGGCACUAUCGUUUAUCCCGGUGGAGAUCCCCGACUACGAUGACCCAACUGGGGACUAUGUCGAUGACUCCGCUUGGGAAGGCAGCAAGGUAGGCCGAUCGAAACAUGCACGCGGCAAAGGCAAGGAGAAGAUUGUCGAGAAGCCUGAGGUGAUAGUGAUCAGCGAUAGCGAGGAUUCCGAUGACAGCGGUCCUUCAACUCAGCCAGCACUCAGGUCCAGACGAAGGAUGAAAAAGCACGUUGAACUCACGCAGACGGAGUCGACUCCCCAGUUCUACGACGGGGAAGCUUACCUGUUUUUGCUCGUGGGCCCACCGCCCCAGGAUCCGGAAGUUCUUCAAUUGGUCCACGCUUUCGCCGACUCUGUGCAUAGCAGAGCUGGCGCAGUUAUCUGCCUGAGCGAAGUGCCAUUGCCUGGCACCAAGUACGAUUAUAUCGAUUUCCAGCUGGAAGGCGAUCUCAAUCUCACAUUUGGGGAAAUUUUGCGGGCGAUGGAACAGAUGGCCGCCAUGGAAGCCUAUGGCUCUGCCCCACCCAGACUGGCCGAUAGCGACUUGUGGUUUGAGCUACUUCGAAGGGAUGUAUCCGUCCGCCAGACGGAAAAGGAGACCUUGUACGAGGGGCAGCUAUGUGGGAAUUGCGGCUGCUCGAUUACGGAGUAUCUGGCUAGGUGCACGGAAUGUUCAGCACUGUACUGCCACCGUCAAGUAGACAACGACAACGAAGACGAUGAUCCGGAGGAGUUGGACUCUGGCGAUGAUGAUUUCGCGUACCACGACGCGUGCCUUAUCUUCGACUUCUUUUCUCAGGAGGGCACCAGAAGCAUUGAAGAUGCAAAGAAAUCAUUCGUGUGCCCAGCUUGUUGGGACCAUCGUAAGAAUGGUUUGUACCCGCAUUUUGUGAAGCCAAUGUGCCGAGACUCGGAGUUCUGGCCUCACACGCAACACUUGAUAACCAUGACCAGUGGGCUUUGGAAACAGCUGGGAUGGGAGUUUCAAGGCUUUUCCGUGCGACUACAACACUUACAAGACAGGAGCGAUGUCACGGCUCAGUUGCAAUGGGAAGCAGGAUCUUUUCAAUUCAUGGCGGUGUUCAUUACGCAUGGAUUGACAGAAGAUCAGGGGUACCAGCUAGACGACUCCGAAGCUGUGCCUCCUCUUAAUCUGCUGCAAUUAACACUACCAGUGGCACAAACGGCAGUCAAUGGUGCCAGCCUGACCUCGGUGUUUUUCUUUGCCUGCGGUCAUCCUAUGAUGAGCCCGACCACGGUCUCAAUGCUUCAAGAUUGGGUGAACGAGGACGAAGAGCAACGAACCCUGGUCGCAUGUCUUAACAAAAAAUUGUCGCCGGUCUACAUGUUCAAUUGGUUGAACAAGGCCACAAAGGCUUUAGCCGAAGAGCCCAAUACGGUCCAAAAGACGCUACGUCUGAGUUGGCUCAGGGACAGCAUUGCACCGAGUCACUCAGAUCUUCUGUUCAUGAGCAAUGGGCAUGCUGCAGAGAUGUGGCUAUACGCGCCUUUCCAAAGCCGGCCUUUGGGGAGACCGUUACCAAGCCUGUUGAGUGUAUGCCCGUGCUCAUCGGAAGGCGAGAACCAGCGCCGGAAAAAGAUCUGGAAAGUGGAUCACAACGGCAAAUCAGGUAAACAGCUUUGCGACGUUGAGGUCAAAGCCAUAUGCCGAGCAUGUAGACAGAAGUGGCCUCUGCCUCAGGAAGACAUGAAGGGUAUCUUGGUGAAAGUAAACGGGGUCUAUGCCGCAAUCGUUCCAUACUUCUCGUAA